CUCUCUUUCUAUCUCUCUCUUUCUCCUCGUUGCCACUCUCUUCUCAUCCUCAUUCCCAUCCUCAUUCCCACCCUCAUUCCCACCCUCAUUCCCACCCUCUCUCUCAUCACCUUUAAUAAACAUAACUGUCUUUAAUUUAAUAUAGCCUUUAUUACUUAUAAAACCUCAUACAUGUCAUGACUACCCAUCAAUUCAAACUCCUUUGUGCGGCUUACAAUGGAAUUUCAGUAUAUGGUCUGGCUACCGAAGGGGCUGAUGCAGGGGAUGACAAGUUGCUCUUCCUCGUCCAGUCCAACCAGAGACCACCCACUCUUGCAUCUUAUUCUUGGACAAUUGUUUCCAAAGUUCGAGUCUCGGCUAUUUACGAUAUAUCCCAGUCACAGGACGAUAAUUUAUGCUCAGUAGACACUGAUGGUGUUUUCACAUACAUUGGUUCCAAAGUCGUCAAAGCACCAUCACAAACACCUGGACUCGGGGGUGUUCAGUAUAGCAAAUCUCAUCCUAAUCCUAACAACAGCUCUACGGGAGAUGGUGGGUGGAAAACGAUUGAUUUCAAUUCAGCAUACACAUGGCCGCAAAAAUCUUCUUUUUCAACUCUGUUCCUGGCAAAUAAGACUCCUGUCCAUGCAUACCGGGGUUCUAGUCCCAGUAUAGUUCAAUUUGGAUACUUGGAUGAAAAUUUGCAAAUGACAACGGCGACAGCACAGAGCUGGUCGUUCGAUGCCAGCAGAUACGGGACAUUAUAUAAUGUGAACUAUCUUAAUAAUUAUCUCUACUUUCUGUCCGGGAACCAAACAUCUUCUCCCGAUGUAGUCAACCUCAAUCUACUUAAAGUCCCAUUCAACUUCCCAAACAUGACUCAACAAACGCCUCAACAACCCUAUGAUGUCUCGGUAAUGAAUAACUGUUUUAAUGAGAACGGCCGUUCUGGCAUUUUUGCCAAUUCAUACUUCAUCAUAUGCAACAACACUUUAAGCCGUGUGGGCUCUUUUGAUCUAAACUCCGCCAGUCGCAUGGAUCUUCCUCGCGAUAUAACAAAUCCGCCUGAAGACCCGAUCGAAAUCUUUUUACCCGUUGGAGGUCAAAACUUGGAACUUGCGUUUGCUCUUGUCCAGACCAAGUUUGAGGGCGGAAAUAAUAAUGCUAACCGCACAGCCACGCUUAGGACCUUGAACUUGAGUGGAGGUGCCGCUGGACUCUGGCAAAGAUGGGAUUUUCAAGUCAAUGUUACGGAGGCUGCUAGUAAUAAAACCUUACCAGCCAAUGGUCCACCUAAUUCUUCAUCAUCGACUCCUGUAGGACUUAUUGUCGGGAUUGUUGCCGCAUUGGGGGUGGCGCUUACAAUCGCAUUUUAUUUCGGCUAUUAUCGUCGAGUCGUGUUGAAGCGAAGAGGAGAAAAAGAAGAAAAAAGGAAAAAAGAUUCAACAGGACUGGAUAACGCAAAAUAUAUCGCUGAAACACCCUCCGACCUGCAGAAACGACCUUACAACUCAUUAUAUGAUGAUCCUCUUAGAAGUUCCGCAAUCAAUACCAUGACUAUCAGCACGCCUGUGUCGACACCGAUGAGCACUCAUAUAACUAGUCAACCCUUCUCUAUGUAUUCGUCCGCUCCGAUCACCACAACUGUCCUCGCUGAUCCUCUACUGCAAGCACAGAUGCAGCAGCAAUUCAAGUUCACAGCCCAUCCUCGGCCCAACUUCGUUACUUCUACAGCCGGUACUGAAGAGCAGCAACACAACAUGACUGGACAAUGUAAUAGUGGCGCACAUAAUAAUAAUAUAAACAACGAUAUCGAUAAUAGUAAUCAUAAUACCUCUCAGUCACCACCCUCUAUUCCAACACGCUCUCGACCAUCUACCAAUAAUGUCCCUAUGAACAAUCCACAUGCCUUAGUCAGUGAGGUUUUAAGCAGCGUCCCAAUUAGAAGCCCACAUACCCCUAUCAGUGCCACCAUGUCAUCAGUGUUUUCUGCACGCGAUAUACCAGCAAAUUGGGACAAGCCUGUCGUCCACAAUCCCCAUACGGAACCUGCGCUUUAAUGUAUCUAAAUGAAAUAAAGAUAGCGUUAUACACAUUCCUCAGAUAUCAUCUCUCUUAAAG
This is a messenger RNA of Lobosporangium transversale, 2100 nucleotides long. RefSeq lists its product as hypothetical. The record is from RefSeq and is a predicted model, not a curated record. The transcript is spliced from 3 exons. NCBI's taxonomy places the organism in Eukaryota, Fungi, Mortierellomycota, Mortierellomycetes, Mortierellales, Mortierellaceae. Bases 177 to 2039 code for a protein of 620 amino acids.